CCGACUACACUACAACGCUUCUUGUAGGGGAGGCCCAGCGAAUCGAACCUGGGUUUGUCUUUACGUCAUUCGGGAACUGAAAUCAUUGUUUUACGAUGGAAGUGGGGUUUCAUUGAGAGUAGACUUUGAAGAAGCGAAGGUAGUCAUGGAGGAAUUUAUGCAGAGAGAAGGCGAUCAUGCACGGUUUUGAUUUUUUCAAGGAAGUUUAACUGGUGAAGGAUGUGGGUUUUGUCCUGCUUCAGCAUUAUAUUUGGGUGAGAUGAAUGACUUCGUAAAUCGGCAUUAUCUGGCAGCGAGUGACGGAAAUUGCUCUGCAAUUAGCUGUUCUUGCUAUCUUGAAAGGACACUAAGGUUAGGCUUUGCAAAUGUGGUCCAACUCGAACACAAAAUUUUAAGUGGGAGUACCAUUAACUUGAACUACUUUUGAGGAAGGCAUUGCAUUUCGAGACAUUUGCAGAAAAAUUGGAUGUACAGAAUUUAAAUUGUGGAAUUUGAGGCAGCAUGAACAUUUGGCAGAUUAACUUGAAGCCUGUUUAUCUUGAUUUAUCACGGGCUAUUGAACUUUAAGCCUGCACUUCUGUAGCAUAGAGGCGCAGGAAGCUCAGAAAAGGUGUAACAAUGGGGAAUCCUAAGAGACAGCUCAAGGCCAUGCUGCGCAAGAAUUGGCUGCUGAAAACUAGGCAUCCAUGGGUUACCUUAGUUGAGAUUAUGCUUCCAGCAUUUGUCAUGUUUAUGCUUAUUGCAGUGCGAACAAGAGUUGACACUAAGUUGCAUCCCACCCAAGCCUAUAUUCGGAAAGGCAUGUUUGUUGAAGUUGGUAAUAGCGACAUUUCGCCCAGUUUUGAAAGUCUUCUUAAAUUUUGGUUUGCUACUGGUGAACACUUGGCCUUUGCUCCAGACACUGAAGAGACUAAAACAAUGUUAAAUGUUUUGUCCAUGCGCUUUCCACUUUUACAGCUGGUUGCAAGGACAUUCAAGGAUGAACCUGAACUUGAAGCAUAUAUACGAUCAAGGGAGUAUGGAACUCAUGAUUCAAUCAGGAAUCUCACCCAUCCCAAAAUCAAAGGAGCAAUUAUAUUUCAUAAACAAGGGCCACAUAUAUAUGAUUACAGUAUCCGUCUUAAUCAUUCAUGGGCUCCCUCGGGCUUUCCGGAUGUGAAGACUAUCAUGGAUACAAAUGGACCAUAUCUAAAUGACUUAGAAUUAGGGGUUGAUAUCAGACCAACUUUACAGUAUGGAUUCAGUGGCUUCUUGACGUUACAGCAAGUUUUGGAUUCAUUUAUAAUAUUUGCUGCACAAUGGAAUGGAAGCUCUACUUUCUAUGACAAAACAGAAAAAGGAGAUGACUUAGAUUUUUAUCAAACCCAAAGUCGCUUGGAGAACAAUCAUACUGAAGAGAACCAUCCAAUGUUUGAUAUGCUUGAAGAGAACACUGAGCAGGAUUUUCCUUGGACAUUGUUUAGACCAUCAAAUAUCAGUUUUGCACCUUUUCCAACUCGUGAAUAUACAGAUGAUGAAUUCCAAUUAAUUGUCAAAAAAGUGAUGGGAGUAUUGUACCUGUUGGGCUUUCUUUAUCCAGUUUCACGGCUUAUCAGCUACUCUGUUUUCGAGAAGGAACAAAAGAUCAAGGAAGGGCUACACAUGAUGGGCUUAAAGGAUCAUAUAUUUUACUUGUCAUGGUUUAUUACAUAUGCACUCCAGUUUGCAGUUUCAGCAGUGAUUAUAACUAUCUGUACUAUGAACAGCAUUUUCCAGUACAGUGACAAAUCCGUGGUUUUUACAUAUUUCUUUAUAUUUGGGCUCAGUGCAAUCAUGCUGUCAUUUCUAAUUACUACAUUUUUCUCAAGAGCAAAAACCGCUGUCGCAGUGGGAACACUUUCUUUUCUUGGUGCCUUUUUCCCUUAUUAUACCGUCAUUGAUGAAACAAUUCCUAUGGCAGGGAAGGUGGCUGCUUCAUUGCUAUCACCAACAGCUUUUGCCCUUGGCAGUGUAAAUUUUGCUGAUUAUGAGCAUGCACAUGUUGGACUUAGGUGGAGCAAUAUUUGGAAGGCUUCAUCUGGCGUGAAUUUUUUAGUAUGCCUAUUAAUGAUGGUAUUUGAUAGUAUUGUUUAUUGUGCCAUUGGCUUAUACCUUGACAAGGUACUUCCUCAAGAAUAUGGUGUCCAACUCCCAUGGAAUUUUUUUUGUACCUUGAGGUUUUGGAAGAGAAAGAGCAGAAAACCCAUCCUUGGUGGUGGCGAUAAACAUUAUUUUGGGGAUGGUGUGUGGAAAAAUGAUCACUCAAAUGAAGGAAAAAAAUAUUUUGAGCCUGCAAUUGAGUCUGUUAGCUCAGAUCUGAAACAGCAAGAAUAUGAUGGGCGUUGUAUACAGAUAAGGAACCUGCAGAAGGUUUACAAGACUCCAAAGGGAAAAUGCUGUGCUGUAAAUGAUCUGGAACUAUCAUUAUAUGAAAAUCAAAUUCUUGCUCUUCUUGGCCACAAUGGAGCUGGGAAAAGUACUACAAUAGCAAUGCUAGUUGGCCUGCUUCCUCCAACUUUUGGCGAUGCCCUUGUAUUUGGGAAGAGCAUUCUGACUGACAUGGAAAAAAUACGGAAGCAGCUUGGUGUUUGUCCUCAACAUGACAUUCUCUUCCCCGAAUUAACAGUCAAGGAGCAUUUAGAAAUUUUUGGUGUCUUGAAGGGUAUUGAGGACGAUGUGUUGGGGAUUGAUGUCGAUGAAAUGAUCAAUGAAAUUGGUCUACAUGAUAAAAAGAACACAGUUGUGAGAGCAUUAUCUGGAGGAAUGAAGAGGAAACUGUCUUUGGCAAUUGCUCUUAUAGGAAACAGUAAGGUGGUGAUUCUAGACGAACCAACUAGUGGAAUGGAUCCCUAUUCAAUGCGCUCAACAUGGCAAUUGAUCAAACGGUUUAAGAAAGGGAGAGUGAUUUUACUAACUACUCAUUCUAUGGAUGAGGCUGACGUAUUAGGUGAUCGCAUAGCUAUAAUGGCAAAUGGUUCCUUGCGAUGUUGUGGCAGUUCUCCUUUUCUGAAGCAUCGCUAUGGUGUGGGUUACACUCUAACACUAGUAAAGAAAUUACAGUGUGCAUCAGCAGCUGCUGAUAUUGUUUUUCGCCAUGUGCCUUCUGCAACUCUUCUUACUGAUGUUGGGUCAGAGUUGUCAUUCCGUCUUCCACUUGCAUCAGCUUCAUCUUUUGAAGGCCUCUUUAGGGAGAUUGAGGAUUGUAUUGAAAGCAGAUGUAAUUCUACAGUUAUAGAAAGGAAGAAUACUGCCAUUGAAAAAUAUCAUUGUAUUGAGAGUUAUGGCAUUUCUGUCACGACAUUGGAAGAGGUAUUCUUGAGGGUUGCUGGGUGUGACUGUGACAAAAAUGAACCUUACGUGUCUGUUAAAGACAAUGUUGAUGUGGAAGAAAUAUUGGAACCUUGCUUUGAAUCUGGAGAUGAAAAGGUUUGCAAUGUAAAGGGCGACAGAUGGUUGUCAACAAAAACAGCCAAAAAGAUAUUCUCUGCAGUCUGUAGCUCGUUUGUACUAAUAUUCUCUACAUUUUGCAGUAUUCUAGGUCUAUGUAGAACUCAAAACCACUAUGCAGUGGAUGAUGCAGAAAGCCCUUCUUUUUGGGAACAUUUUAAAGCUCUUGUUAUUAAACGUGCAAUAUGUGCCAGAAGAGAUAAAAGGACCAUUGCAUUCCAGCUUCUUGUACCAGCAUUGUUUUUGUUUCUUGGGCUGUUUUUGUUAAAGCUUAAGCCACAUCCAGAUCAAAUUUGUGUUACGCUAACAACUGAUAACUUCAAUCCUCUUCUUCGAAGUGGUGGAGGUGGUGGGCCAAUUUCAUUCAAUCUCUCUUUGCCAAUCGCACAUGAGGUUGAAAGUAACGUCAAAGGAGGAUGGAUUCAAAGAGAAAAACCAUGCACAUACAAAUUUCCAAAUGCAGAGCAGGCAAUGGCUGAUGCCAUUUAUAUAGCAGGUCCUCAGUUAGGACCAAGUCUAUUGUCGAUGAGUGAAUACCUUAUCACUAGCCUAAACGAGUCAUAUCAAUCAAGGUACGGUGCUGUAGUAAUGCAUGAGCCAAAUGUUGAUGGGAGUUUAGGUUACACAGUGCUACACAAUACUACUUGUCAGCAUGCAGCCCCAACUUAUAUCAAUGUUAUGAAUAGUGCGAUUCUGAGGCUUGCAACUCAUCAACCAAAUAUGACAAUUCGAACUCGAAAUCAUCCAUUGCCUAUGACAGAAUCACAGCAUGGUCAACAUCAUGAUUUGGAUGCCUUUUCAGCUGCAAUAAUUGUCACCAUUGCUUUCUCUUUCAUACCUUCAUCUUUUGCUGUGCCGAUUGUAAAGGAACGUGAGGUCAAAGCAAAGCACCAACAAAUCAUUAGUGGGGUGUCUCUUCUGGCUUACUGGAUCUCAACAUAUGUAUGGGAUUUCAUCAGCUACCUACUUCCAGCAUCUCUUGCAAUGCUUUUCUUCUAUAUUUUUGGUUUAGAGCAGUUUGUUGGCAGGGAUAAUUUUGGACCAACAUUAUUCAUGUUGCUGGGAUAUGGACCAGCAGUUGCAGCUUCAACAUAUGCUCUCACAUUUUUCUUUACUGAUUAUUCUGUUGCACAAAAUGUGGUCUUGCUAGUACAGUUUUUUAGUGGCCUUGUCCUUAUGAUCAUUUCAUUUAUUAUGGGUCUCAUCCGUGCAACCAAACAUACAAACAGAUUGCUAAAGAAUUUUUUUAGGUUGUCACCAGGAUUCUGCCUGGCCGAUGGACUUGCAUCACUUGCAUUACGAAGGCAAGGAAUGAAGUUCCAAUCUGGUGAAGAACCUUUGGACUGGAAUGUUACUGGUGCAUCAAUAUGUUACUUGAUGUUGGAGAGCAUUAUAUAUUUCAUGCUUGUGAUGGGAUUUGAUCUUCUGCCUUCCAUGCGUGUCUGUUGGACUCCAGUAAAAUCUUGGUUUACACAGAAGAUGGAUAGUAGGCAUUAUUCAGGAUUGCCCAAUGGCAUAACAGAACCUUUCAUCAUAUCUACUGUUGAAUCACAUGCUUCAGUGCUUGAAGAUGAGGAUGAAGAUGUCCGAGCAGAGCGGUUGAGAGUUUUAUCCGGUCAAGCUACAGAUAGUAUUAUCUACUUGAAAAAUCUCAGAAAGGUUUAUCCAGGACGUGCAAAUCAGCCAGCGAAGGUUGCAGUUCAGUCCUUAAGUUUUUCUGUUCAUGAAGGGGAGUGUUUUGGUUUUCUUGGUACAAAUGGCGCUGGAAAGAGUACAACAUUGUCAAUGCUUUCUGGUGAGGGAUAUCCAACAGAAGGAACUGCAUACAUUUUUGGCAAGGAUAUUCUUUCAAAUCCAAAGGCUUCACAUCAACAAGUAGGAUAUUGCCCCCAGUUUGAUGCUCUUCUUGAGUUGCUUACUGUUCGAGAACACCUGGAGCUCUAUGCUAGGAUAAAGAGAGUUCCGAAAUCCAAGUUUGAUAAAGUUGUUGAAGACAAGCUGACAGAAUUUGAUUUAUGGCCACAAGUGAACAAACCUUCUUGCUCUCUCAGUGGUGGUAACAAACGCAAAUUAUCAGUGGCCAUAGCAAUGAUUGGAGACCCACCUCUAGUUUUUCUAGAUGAACCUUCAACAGGUAUGGAUCCUAUUGCAAAACGCUUUAUGUGGGAUGUCAUCUCCCGUAUAUCAACUAGACAAGGGAAAACAGCAGUCAUCUUGACAACCCACAGCAUGAAUGAAGCACAGGCACUUUGCACACGCAUUGGAAUUAUGGUUGAAGGCCAAUUAUGUUGUCUUGGAAGCCCUCAGCAUUUGAAAACACGCUUUGGCAACUAUCUUGAAUUGGAGGUAAAACCUAUGGAUGUUAGUACGAUAGAACUAGAUAACUUGUGUAGUCUGGUACAGGAUAUGUUAUUUGAUUUCCCAUGCCAUUCAAGAAGCAUCUUGAGUGAUUUGGAAAGUUGUAUUGGAGGAUCAGAUGCUGGCCCAUCUAAUCUUUUAACAGAAACCACUCUAUCACAAGAUAUCAUCAUAGCUGCAGGAAGUAUGCUAGGACAUGAGGAAUAUGUACAAGCCCUUAUCACAAAUAGUCCUUGCACUGAUGGAGUUUUUAGUGAGCAGUUAUCAGAACAGUUGUCCCGUGAUGGUGGCAUUCCUUUGAAAGUUUUUUGCGAAUGGUGGCUAACCAAAGAGCGUGUAGCCAAAAUUGACUCUUUUGUCUUUUCAUCAUUUCCUGGUGCAACAUUUCAAGGACGCAAUGGUUACAAUCUUAGUUAUCAGCUCCCAUACCAAUCUGAGGCAUCUCUUGCUGAUAUAUUUGGUCAUUUGGAACGCAACAGGGAAAUAACUGGUAUUGCUGAGUACAGCAUUGGUCAGUCAACUUUGGAAACAAUAUUCAAUCAUUUUGCAGCAAAAUCCAGCAAGGAAGCCUAGGGUAUCACAUCUCAUGUGUAUAGAAUAUACUACUAUGUGUAUAUCUGGCUCAAAUAGGAGAUUUUUUUCAACAUGAAUAAUUGAUUCAAAUGCAUGUGAAUCAGUACAUUAUAGUUUGUAGUUGUAAAUAUUCAAGAUAAGAUAUAAUAUGUAACCUACACCCGAAAAAAGAGGAGAGGUUACAACAAUUUUUGUCAACAAAGCAUUGUUCUUAGCACAGUGACUCAUUCAAUGUUGAUAGUAAUGCCCCUACAAACUGGACUCUGUACAAAAGUCUGAAGUGAUCAUAUCAUCACUUUAGAUUGUUCUUCUUUUACAAUAUUAGCAGUGCCAUAUUCUCCCAUUUAAUUAA
Cryptomeria japonica (Japanese cedar) is the source of this 6748-nucleotide messenger RNA. Its product is annotated as ABC transporter A family member 1. Gene Ontology annotation, biological process: lipid transport; transmembrane transport. NCBI's taxonomy places the organism in Eukaryota, Viridiplantae, Streptophyta, Pinopsida, Cupressales, Cupressaceae. Gene Ontology annotation, cellular component: intracellular membrane-bounded organelle; membrane. The transcript has 43 exons. Bases 619 to 6396 code for a protein of 1925 amino acids. Gene Ontology annotation, molecular function: ABC-type transporter activity; ATP binding; ATP hydrolysis activity. The record is from RefSeq and is a predicted model, not a curated record.